AUGUCCACCCCCUCAUCCUCCACGCGAGGCCCGGGCCCAAGCCCGGGCUCCCAGAUCACCGCCUCAGUGGUCAAGUUUCGGUGCUUGUUCACGUAUGACCUGCGCCGCAAAUCAAAGCGGUGGCAAGAUGGGUACCUUAAAUAUCAUGCGUUCAAUAAGCGAGCCAUGGUGUACGACGAACAGGGCAACUACAUUGGUGAUCACCACUGGCGAUCGGCCGAAGAGGUACAGGAUGGCGAUGAGCUUGAACUCGAUAAGGGUGUGCUGAUAGAGGUGGGGGAGCGCAUGAGUACCACACAGACAGACUUGUCCAAUCUUUUCGAGAAAAGGAGAUCUAGUCAGACAUCGCCUCGAUCUAGAGAUAACAACCCAGGUUCCGACUCUCAACCGCCACGUUCGUCGACCUCAAUCUCCACGCCCACAUACACGCCUACGCCUGUUCGGUCCUCAGGCUCGUCGCAUCCCUUUCGCUCUUUGAAUGACCUACUCGGUAUCAGAAAAACACCCAUUGGACACCUUUUGUCGCCGUAUGAGGAACGGCAUGGACCUCCGCCACCGGCGCCGUCGCCGGCGCCGCCAGCACCAGAGCCCGAACGGCCAACCAAGCGAGCAAAGACAUCGACGGGAAAGACGACAAAUAGUGUUCCAUCCGAAGUGGUGGAUUUGACAGUUCCUGAAAAUGGACCCCUGCUUCAGUGUGCGCCAGCCCGGGAUAUACCACACCGAAAGGACUCGAGGCCGACAAUGCCACCACCGGAGAAACCCGUAGCUAUAGCAAGGCUACCAAGUACUUCAGUACCGACACCUAUUCAACCACCACCCACAAAGCCUGCAGUGAAUCAUGCCCUCGUCACGGACAGUGCGGUCCAGGGCAAACAUCCGGAGCGACCUGCGGCACGAAGCCAACAAAAAGACAAAUCGCCAGCUGUCCCAGAUGCUACCGUCGCGAAACCCGCUGCCCCACGUAUGACGAUCCAGAAACCCCGCAACAAAUUUAUGUACAGUACUCUGCAGCAACAGCCGUCUUCGGUGCCAUCGACGACACCCGCUGAGAAACAAAGACGUCAACCCAUUUCAAAACCUACAGAUUCCAAGUAA
Penicillium longicatenatum is the source of this 1098-nucleotide messenger RNA. Its product is annotated as DNA helicase ZGRF1-like domain-containing protein. Lineage: Eukaryota; Fungi; Ascomycota; Eurotiomycetes; Eurotiales; Aspergillaceae. Bases 1 to 1098 code for a protein of 365 amino acids. Gene Ontology annotation, biological process: double-strand break repair. The record is from RefSeq and is a predicted model, not a curated record. The transcript has a single exon. Gene Ontology annotation, cellular component: nucleus; site of double-strand break.